AAUAAUCCACGUGGUACAUCAACCAAUAAAAACGUUCCACGUGGUACAACCAGCGAGAUACCAAGAACUUCGAGACCUUCUUCUCCAGAUAGAGGCUUUCCGGUAAACGGCAAAUACCCUUUUCCUUCACUUUCUUCGUCUUCUCGAAUCUGAGAGAACGAGAGAUCAACAACAAUGGCGCUCAAAUCAAAACUCGUCUCUCUUCUCUUCCUCAUAGCAACACUAUCAUCCACAUUCGCAGCUUCGUUUUCCGAUUCGGAUUCCGAUUCAGAUCUUCUCAACGAACUUGUAUCUCUCAGAUCAACAAGCGAAUCAGGCGUAAUCCAUCUCGAUGACCAUGGAAUCUCAAAAUUCCUAACCUCCGCUUCCACGCCUCGUCCUUACUCGUUACUCGUCUUCUUCGACGCUACUCAACUCCACAGCAAAAACGAGCUUCGUCUUCAAGAGCUCCGUCGCGAAUUCGGCAUCGUCUCCGCUUCAUUCCUCGCUAACAACAAUGGAUCUGAAGGAACUAAGCUUUUCUUCUGUGAGAUCGAGUUUUCGAAGUCUCAAUCUUCGUUCCAGCUCUUUGGCGUUAACGCUUUACCUCACAUUCGUCUUGUAAGUCCUUCGAUAUCGAAUCUACGUGAUGAAUCUGGUCAAAUGGAUCAAUCGGAUUACUCUAGAUUAGCUGAAUCAAUGGCUGAGUUUGUUGAGCAACGAACUAAACUCAAGGUCGGUCCUAUUCAACGUCCACCGCUACUUUCGAAACCACAGAUCGGUAUUAUCGUUGCGUUGAUCGUUAUCGCUACUCCGUUUAUCAUCAAAAGAGUUUUGAAAGGAGAAACUAUUCUUCAUGAUACUAGACUUUGGUUAUCUGGUGCUAUCUUCAUUUACUUCUUUAGUGUUGCUGGUACAAUGCACAACAUUAUCAGGAAAAUGCCGAUGUUUCUUCAAGAUCGUAACGAUCCGAAUAAGCUUGUGUUUUUCUACCAAGGAUCUGGAAUGCAGCUUGGAGCUGAAGGAUUUGCUGUUGGAUUCUUGUAUACUGUUGUUGGAUUGCUUUUGGCGUUUGUUACCAAUGUGCUUGUUCGAGUGAAGAAUAUUACUGCACAAAGGUUGAUUAUGCUUUUGGCUUUGUUCAUAUCGUUCUGGGCUGUGAAGAAAGUUGUUUACUUGGAUAACUGGAAGACUGGAUAUGGAAUUCAUCCGUAUUGGCCAUCGAGUUGGCGUUGAUUACAUCACACUUGAGGAUCUCUGUUUCACAAGGUAAUGGCUUUAGUUUUGGAAAAACAGUUAUGGGAAUUGAGUAAUGAUGUUUCUGGAUGUUUUGUGUUUCGAUUUGAAAUACUUUUGAAUCGGUGUAGUACUACUAUUUCAGAUGGUUUAAAACUCCUUACUGUUACAUUAGUCCAUUGUUAAGUUAUUUAUCUGAAUGAGUAACUUAUAUAACCAAGAAUAUGGGAUCUUUAGUCGAUUGAAUAUAGGAACCAUAUUUGGAAAUUCAGGUACUGUUUCUUGAGAUCAGUCUAGGAUUGUUGUUAUUUGGUACAUUGACACUUUUAGAGUUUCUAUGUGUCUUCAGCCUUGCGCCCCUUGCUUACUGCAUCUAUUCAGAAAAAGGGACUUUGUGAUUGAGGAUAGUGUUUCUGUUUAAGCAUUAUGGGACCUUAUGUUUUGUCGUUGACUGUGUCCUCUUCUCGUUUUGCUCUCUGUUUUAGAAUGAGUCUAAGUAAAAUUUAGGUUCAAGUAUAAAUUUGUGAUAGAGAUGGAGUUUCGGAUUAGGUUUAGCCAUUCGACAUGACAUAGGCUUGCGCAGGUGGGAACCAAGUCUCUUCUUGAUAGGCUUUUCAUUUGUGUACACACAUUUUGUGAGAUCAUUUCAACUUGAAAAUUGCAAAGCAUGCCUCUCUGAUACAUCAGUAUGACUUUGAUUGUUUGUUUGCGUUUAUUGUGCAAUUAA
This is a messenger RNA of Arabidopsis thaliana (thale cress), 1942 nucleotides long. RefSeq names its product Oligosaccharyltransferase complex/magnesium transporter family protein. The record is from RefSeq and is marked reviewed. Lineage: Eukaryota; Viridiplantae; Streptophyta; Magnoliopsida; Brassicales; Brassicaceae. Bases 175 to 1215 code for a protein of 346 amino acids. Gene Ontology annotation, cellular component: endoplasmic reticulum membrane. The transcript has a single exon.